Messenger RNA from Raphanus sativus (radish), 1927 nucleotides. Its product is annotated as vacuolar cation/proton exchanger 4. The record is from RefSeq and is a predicted model, not a curated record. Gene Ontology annotation, molecular function: calcium:proton antiporter activity. Lineage: Eukaryota; Viridiplantae; Streptophyta; Magnoliopsida; Brassicales; Brassicaceae. The transcript has 11 exons. Gene Ontology annotation, biological process: calcium ion transmembrane transport; intracellular calcium ion homeostasis. Gene Ontology annotation, cellular component: plant-type vacuole membrane. Bases 211 to 1686 code for a protein of 491 amino acids.
GGAGGGGAUUAAAAAGCCGGCCCUCCUUUUAGGCAUAAAACGUUGACCUGAUGAAAAAUGGAUAUACAAAGACGUCAAAAACAUAAAGUAUAUUACAAUGGAAACGUUCACACAUGAUGAUACAACUAACUACUUGCGUAAAAGACUCACGUUAGGUUUUUAGCAGAGAGACAGAUAGAGAGAAAGAAAGAAAGAGAGUCAACGAAGAAAAUGUCUUUGAUUAGUACGGAAUCAUCGCCGAGUCUCUCCCUCAUAGAGAAUGGCGGCGGAAGCGAGAGGCGGACGGCGGAGUUGUCGAGGAGUAACCGGAGAACGGUACAGAAUCUAUCGGCGACGUCGUUGAUGAGGAAGAGAUCGGAUCUGAAGCUGAUAUCGAGAGUUCGUUGGGAAUUUAUGAAGAGAAUGUUAACGAACCUUCAGGAAGUUCUUCUUGGCACAAAACUCUUCCUUCUCUUUCCCGCCGUUCCCCUUGCCGUCGUCGCUCACCGCUAUGGAUAUCCACGUGCGUGGGUGUUUGCGUUGAGCUUGCUUGGAUUGAUACCUUUGGCUGAACGUAUCAGUUUUCUCACAGAGCAAAUUGCUUUCCAUACUGGUCCAACAGUCGGGGGAUUAAUGAACGCGACAUGUGGGAAUGCGACGGAGAUGAUAAUAGCGAUUCUUGCGGUUGGACAGAGGAAGAUGAGGAUUGUAAAACUCUCACUUCUUGGCUCUAUCCUCUCCAAUCUUCUCUUGGUCUUGGGCACUUCUCUCUUCUUUGGUGGUCUCUCCAAUCUCCGCAAACACCAAUCUUUUGACCGAAGACAAGGAGAAAUGAACUGCAUCUUGCUUUUUCUGGCGCUAUUAUGUCAUACACUACCAAUGAUGUUAAGAUUCGCAACAGAGGCUGCUGGAGGAACAGCAACAAAUGCUACUAAUGUUUUAGUAGUUCAUCCAACAAGAAGCGAAGAUGGAUCAGAUGUUCUUGUCUUGUCAAGAGCAAGCAGCUUUCUGAUGCUCUUUGCUUACUUGGCUUUCCUCAUCUUUCACCUCUUCUCUUCUCGUAUCACUCCACCUCCUCCUCCUCAGAGGGAAGAAGAAGAAGAUGAUGUUUACGACGAUAACGUGAGUGACAAGGAAGAAGAAGAAGCCGUGAUUGGAAUGUGGAGUGCGAUUCUCUGGCUUAUUACAAUGACCCUACUCGUUGCUUUGCUCUCCGACUACCUUGUUUCCACCAUUCAGGACGCAGCAGACUCGUGGGGAUUAUCGGUGGCAUUCAUAGGAAUAAUAUUGUUACCAAUUGUUGGUAAUGCAGCUGAGCAUGCUGGUGCUGUCAUCUUUGCCUUCCGUAACAAACUCGAUAUAACUCUGGGAAUUGCGCUUGGGUCUGCAACACAGAUUGCUUUGUUCGUGGUACCAGUGACCGUGUUAGUGGCAUGGGCAAUGGGAAUAGAAAUGGACCUUAACUUCAACCUCCUUGAGACCGCUUGUCUUGCCUUGUCCAUCCUCGUCACUUCUUUCACAUUGCAGGAUGGGACUUCGAACUAUAUGAAAGGCUUGGUUCUUCUUUUGUGUUAUAUUGUCAUUGCUGUCUGCUUCUUUGUCUGUAAUUCACCUUCAGUUGCAGCCGAAACCAUUACAACUUAUCAUACAUUGACAGAAAGGUUUGUUAUGUUUACUAAUAAAUCAUGUAAUACCCUAGGCGCUUAAGAUCGAAGUUCGAGGGUGUAAAUGAGUGCACUACUUGGUUCUUGUUGUCCCCCUAUACACAAUAUAUAUAUAGUCAACAGAAAAAUGAACAAAAUACCAAUCAACCUAAAGAAUCUACGUCCAAUUGUUGAUAAAUGUUAAGUUUCAAGAGAAAAUCCUUGUGAUCUAAGAAAAGUAAGACUUUACUAAAUAAACCGUUUUUCAGAAUAGAUUAUAUAUAUAUAUAUAUAUAUAUUGAUAU